GAACUUUUGACAAUUGCUGAUGCAGUGAGGGAAGAAGUGCUUGCAUGAGGUGAGGUGAGGUGGCCCAUCUGGCCCCUCUCAGCAUCCGCAAAUUGCAGGUGAUGAGUCACCACCUUGAUCAAACCAAGACCCAGCUCCUUAAUUUCUUUGAAAUUUUCACUAUGACGAUGAAUCAAUGAUGAUAAUGAUCGGUGCUCUUAUAGGAUUCAUUUGGGUAUGAGGUUUCAACGUUAAUCUGAUCUUUAAAGGGACACAGAGGGAUAAAGAUGGUGCUGGUGUUGGCUUUAGGGGACCUUCACAUUCCCCACAGGGCUCCUGAUCUGCCCGCAAAGUUCAAGUCCAUGCUUGUUCCAGGCAAGAUCCAGCACGGCAUUUGCACGGGUAAUCUUUGUGUUAAAGAAGUUCAUGACUAUUUGAAGACUAUAUGUCCUGACUUGCAUAUUACACGAGGUGAAUAUGAUGAGCAGACGCAUUUUCCUGAAUCCAAAACACUCACCAUUGGUCAAUUCAAGCUCGGAGUAUGCCAUGGUCAUCAGGUUAUUCCCUGGGGUGACCUCGAUUCACUAGCCAUGCUCCAGAGGCAGUUGGACGUGGACAUUCUUGUAACAGGUCAUACACACCAGUUCACAGCCUACAAACAUGAGGGCGGUGUGGUUAUAAACCCGGGCUCUGCCACCGGUGCCUACAGCAGCAUCACCUAUGAUGUUAACCCCAGUUUCGUUCUCAUGGACAUCGAUGGCCUGCGCGUUGUGGUAUAUGUUUAUGAACUCAUAGACGGAGACGUUAAGGUUGACAAGAUUGAUUUUAAGAAGACAGCUGCCUCAACUCAUUCAGCUCACUGAUUUCAUGGCUUGUCGCUUAAAUCUUUAUAAGACUUGGUUAGGGAUUCGUUGGAUCCUGAUGGUUCAUGUGUCACUGAUGGAAAGCUUUUGUUUUACACGGUAGUGAUUUGUAAAGACCAAUUUUAAAUCAUUAGCAUAUAUCUGUAUUUUAUUCUUCUCUAA
This is a messenger RNA of Malania oleifera, 1004 nucleotides long. RefSeq names its product vacuolar protein sorting-associated protein 29-like. The record is from RefSeq and is a predicted model, not a curated record. The transcript has 3 exons. Gene Ontology annotation, biological process: retrograde transport, endosome to Golgi; intracellular protein transport. The coding region runs from base 267 to 842 and encodes 191 amino acids. NCBI's taxonomy places the organism in Eukaryota, Viridiplantae, Streptophyta, Magnoliopsida, Santalales, Ximeniaceae. Gene Ontology annotation, cellular component: retromer complex; endosome.